Molecule: messenger RNA, 2049 nt
Organism: Elephantulus edwardii (Cape elephant shrew)
Lineage: Eukaryota; Metazoa; Chordata; Mammalia; Macroscelidea; Macroscelididae
Gene: TBC1D25
Product: TBC1 domain family, member 25
Exons: 6
Coding region: 1-2049 (682 amino acids)
Biological process (GO): regulation of autophagosome maturation; activation of GTPase activity
Cellular component (GO): autophagosome
Molecular function (GO): GTPase activator activity
Source: RefSeq, a predicted model, not a curated record
AUGGCAACGGCCUUAGGAUCUGCGGACUUGGCUACCCCUGGAGCACCUCCGCCUGGCGGAGGAACACAAGCCGCAGCGUCUGAGGAGGAGGAGCGGGAGGUGGUGCGGGUUCGAGUUAAGAAGUGUGAGAGCAUCUUGCCUCCUGAGUUCCGUUCUUUUGCUGUUGACCCCCAGAUCACGUCUCUCGAUGUGUUACAGCAUAUCCUCAUCCGAGCUUUUGAUUUGAAUGGGAAAAAGAACUUUGGCAUCAGCUACCUGGGCCGGGAUCGACUAGGACAGGAAGCUUACCUCUCACUUCUGUCUGACUGGGAUCUCAGCACAGCAUUUGCCACUGCCUCCAAGCCUUACCUGCAGUUACGUAUAGACAUUCGGCCCUCUGAGGACAGCCUGCUGCUGGAAGACUGGGACAUAAUCAGUCCCAAGGAUGUCAUUGGCUCUGACAUGCUGCUGGUUGAGAAACGACCAUCGUUGACAACAGCUGCCCUACCAUUCACACAGUCCAUCCUCUCUCAGGUGGGCCGCACCAUAUCUAAGGUCCAACAGGUGCUAAACUGGUCAUAUGGGGAAGAUGUCAAGCCUUUCAAGCCACCCCUGAGUGAUGCUGAGUUUCACAUGUACUUGAACCAUGAGGGCCAGCUCUCCCGCCCUGAGGAGUUGCGCCUUCGUAUCUAUCAUGGUGGUGUUGAGCCCUCUCUGCGAAAGGUGGUGUGGCGGUACCUGCUGAAUGUAUAUCCAGAUGGGCUGACAGGCCGUGAGCGAAUGGACUACAUGAAACGCAAGAGCCGUGAAUAUGAACAGCUCAAGAGUGAGUGGGCACAACGGGCAAGUCCUGAGGAUCUGGAAUUCAUCCGCAGCACAGUCCUCAAGGAUGUGCUGCGUACUGACCGGGCUCAUCCUUACUAUGCAGGGCCUGAGGAUGGCCCACACCUGCGAGCACUGCAUGACCUACUCACUACCUAUGCUGUCACCCAUCCACAGGUGUCCUACUGCCAGGGCAUGAGUGACCUUGCCUCACCCAUUCUCGCUGUCAUGGACCAUGAAGGUCAUGCCUUUGUCUGCUUUUGUGGCAUCAUGAAGCGUCUGUCUGCAAACUUUCAUCCUGAUGGCCAUGCCAUGGCUACUAAGUUUGCCCACCUCAAGCUGCUGCUACGGCAUGCUGACCCUGAAUUCUACGAGUACCUGCAAGAAGCUGGUGCUGAUGACCUCUUCUUCUGUUACCGUUGGAUUUUGCUCGAGCUCAAGCGCGAGUUCGCCUUUGAUGAUGCCCUCCGCAUGCUUGAAGUCACUUGGAGUUCAUUGCCCCCAGAUCCUCCUGAACAUGAGGUUGAGCUUGUUGGACCCCCCAGUAAAGUGAUAGACACUGACUUCAAUAGUCACAAGGGGCAGCCCAUGCGACAGAGGCACAUGCUGAGGCCUACUGGUGGAGGAGGUAGUGUCUUUGAAGAUGUUGUUGAUCACUUAGCCACAACCACCCAGGGUCCUGUGAGUGGGGGGCGUCUCCUGAGACAGACCAGCCUGAAUGACCUUCAGCAACUCAGGGAUACCAGUAGAGGGGACCUUCUGGUCCAGCUAUCAUGUCCAACUACUCUCAUCAGCUUUAAGUCCUUCUCUGAGCCCUUGCUGAACUCCCCAGACCCACUGUUCUCCUCCUCUUCACACCCUGACUCUCCAUCCUCUUCAUCUCCACCAUCUACCCAGGAAGCCUCUCCUACUGGUGAUGUGGCUGCAGGAUCUCCCUUGAUGGAAGCAGUAGGCUCUUCAAAAGACCCUGUGAAGUUUCUACCACCCCUAGGUCUACCUCCACCCCAGGAGUUUGGCCGGGGCAACCCUUUCAUGCUCUUUCUCUGCCUCGCCAUCCUGUUGGAGCACCGUGAUCACAUUAUGCGUAAUGGUCUGGAUUACAAUGAGCUGGCCAUGCAUUUUGACCGGCUUGUGCGAAAACACCAUCUGGGGCGUGUCCUGCGCCGGGCCAAGGCUCUCUUUGCUGAUUAUCUACAGUCAGAAGUGUGGGAUUCAGAGGAGGGGGCUGAGGCUACAGCCUUAUCUUGA